Molecule: messenger RNA, 870 nt
Organism: Taeniopygia guttata (zebra finch)
Lineage: Eukaryota; Metazoa; Chordata; Aves; Passeriformes; Estrildidae
Source: RefSeq, a predicted model, not a curated record
AAUCUUUAGGCUCUCAUGGGGAACAUCAAUGUGAUUCCAAGAGCAGGCUUUGGGAUCAGGGUCUCAGGACCAGGUGGAAGAACCUGGGUCUGCCCAUGUAGCUGAAGGGCCCCCAUGCUGGGACCAGAGGAUGUCCGUGCCCUGACUCUUACCAUCACUGGCUUUCCAGAUGAAGAAGCUGGAGGAGGACCUUAAAAAGCUGAGGGAGGAUGCAGCCAAGUGGAAAGAAGAGAGCAAGAAGGAGAUCUCUCAGCAAAUUGAGGCUUUGCGUCAGGACACAAAACGUGAGCUGCAGAAGAUGGGAGAGCAGCAGGAGAGGAGGAAUGCCAUGCUGGAGGAGAUGGUGACUCAGACAGCCGACCAGCUGAACGAGCAGGAUCAGGAGCUGCGCCAGCACAUGGAAGCCAAGUUUCUGCAGAUUCAAAAAGACUACGAGAAACUCAGCUUAGCCUCAGGGAUCCUCCAGAAGGACUCUCAACAAAAGCAGAAAGAAAUCACGAUGCUGUUCCAGUCUCUGGAGAAGCUUCAGAAGGAGAAGGCAAAUGAGCAGGACGUGAUGGAAGCAAUGGACAUGAAGGCGGACAAAGCUGCCUUGGGCAGCAAAGUCAAUUGCAGCCAAUUUGAAGAGAACAUGGAAGAGCUGGAUGAGAGGAUGCAGGAGUUGCAGAGCCAGAUUUCAGGCCAGGAGGAGCACUGGAACAAUAUGCAGCGUCAGUUCCGCGAUGCAAUUGAAGAGAAGCUGGAUCGCCUGGAGCUGAAGGCUUUCCGUAAGCACCUGGACGAGGCCUGGAACAGGAAUAUUGAGGAACUUGAGAACAGGCUGUUGCGUGAAAACGCUGCUGGGAUUAAGAAGUGAGUGUGAUGGAGAUU